AUGAGUCAACAAGAAACAUCAUCUGAUAUGAUUGAUAAUAAUAAUCAAACGACUGGUGGUGGAGAUGAAGCAAUGAUUGAAUCUCCAGUACUCACCUCUGAAAUUAAUGUUCAACAACCAACACAACAAGAAGAAUCACAACAACAACAACAACAAACAAGCCUUGUUGCCGAAGAUGAAGCACAAAACAAUACCUCAUCUUCAUCUUCAUCGAAUACAACAAAUGAAGAGAAUGUUCCUUCCUCUAAUAACCAUACAAAUACUGAUAACAAUGUUCAAAAUGUUCAAUCAACAAGUGUAAAUACAAAGAAGGAACAAGAAAUUGAUACUACAAAACCAAAAGGAGAAUAUAUCAUCGGAGGAGCUGAUGAUGAUGAAGAAGAAGUUUAUGUUCCUAAAUAUCAGAGUGAUUCUCCACCUUUACAACUUGAAUGGAAAGAUCUUAGUUACAAAGUUAAACAACCAAUUGAUGCUCCUGCUCAUUUGAGUGUUCCUCAAAAGAUUGGAUUUAAACUGAAGAAUAUGUUCAAAAAGAAGGAAAAGGUUAUUUUGCACGAAAUGUCUGGAUUUGUAAGUCCUGGAAGUACUCUUGCUAUUAUGGGUCCUAGUGGUGCUGGUAAAACAUCUCUCUUGAAUAUUCUUGCUCAACGUGUUAAGGAAACAUCUGGUGAUAUCACUGUAAAUGGUGUCAAGAUUAGUAGUAGUUUCCGUUCUUUGUCUGCAUUCGUUCAACAAGAUGACGUUCUUAUGGGUAAUUUGAGUGUUAGAGAAACAUUACGUUAUGCAGCUCUUUUACGUUUACCAAAGACAAUUUCAUGGAAGGAAAAGAUGGAACGUGUUGAAUCAAUUAUGGAUGAAUUGGGUCUCUUAAAGAGUGCUAAUACUAAAGUUGGUACACCUGGUUUAACUAAGGGUAUUUCAGGAGGUGAAAGAAAACGUUUGAGUAUUGCCAUUGAAUUAUUGACACAACCAAGUAUUUUAUUCUUGGAUGAACCUACAAGUGGUUUGGAUGCUGCUACAGCUUACAGUGUCAUGAAAACAAUUAUCAAAAUUUCAAAGGGUGGUAGAGCUGUCAUUUUAACUAUCCAUCAACCUCGUUCCAAUAUUUAUGAACUUUUUGAUAAGUUACUUCUUUUAGCUCGUGGUAAGAUUGCUUAUUUCGGUCCAGCUAAAGAUGCCACUACAUAUUUCGGAAAUGUUGGUUAUCCAUGUCCAAAACAAUAUAACCCAGCUGAUCACUUUAUUGAUCUAAUUACUGAAUCUACUAGUGACACUGGUGAAGGUAAAAAAUUGAAACAAGAAGAUAAUGAACGUAUUGAAAAGAUUCUUACAAAUUAUAAUCACACUGAAGUUGCUCCAUCAGUUGAUCACUUGAAGACUGAUAUUAAGAAAGCCAAGUAUAAUGCCAAUUGGUUUACUCAAUUCUUCGUUGUGAUGGCAAGAGCAUUUGUUAAUAUUUUACGUGACAAGAUUUUAACAUUUUCAAGAUUAUUCCAGAAUUUAGCGAUGGCUAUUCUAGUCGGUUUGAUCUUUUUACAAAUUGGUUAUGAUCAGCAAUCUGUUCAAGAUAGAAAUGGUGUUCUCUUCUUUUGUUUAGUUAACCAAUCUAUGAAUUCCAUUUUUGGUUCAUUAACAGUUUUCCUUUUAGAAGAAAAGAAAGUAUUUUUAAGAGAACGAGGUUCUAAAAUGUACAAAGUGAGUGCCUAUUAUCUUGGUAGAAGUAUCAGUGAAUUGCCAAAUAUUAUCUUCUUCCCAAUCCUAUUUGGUACAAUUGUUUAUUGGAUGUGUAAUUUGAAUCCAGGUGCAGAUCGAUUCUUUGUUUUCCUUUUAAUUUUAGUUUCAAUGGCUUUAGCUGCUCAAGCUCUUGGUAUGGUGUUAGCUGUAUGUGCACCUUCAAUGGAAUUUGCAACUGCUAUUGCACCUGUAUUGUUAACAGUUUUGAUGUUGUUUGGUGGUUUGUACAUGAAUGUUGAUAAUAUUCCACCAUACUUUAUUUGGAUUUAUUGGUUAUCUAUUUUCCACUUUGGUUAUGAAGCAUUGGUAUUGAAUGAAUUUGGUGGUGCUACUUUUGAAUGUCCACCAUCUCCAUCUGCAUGUACCUAUAGAACUGGUGAAGAUGUUAUUAGUAGAAAUGCUAUGAAUAAGCCAUACUCAAACAUUUGGUUCAAUCUUGGUUUAUUGUGGGCCUUCUUUUUAGUUUAUCGUUUUAUGGCCUACCUCAUUCUCGUAUUUGUUGUCAAACCAAAGAAAGGAUAAAUCUUUCAACUCUAUGUGUAAAUAAAAAACCUUUUAUC
This is a messenger RNA of Naegleria gruberi, 2294 nucleotides long. Its product is annotated as abc transporter G family protein. Gene Ontology annotation, cellular component: membrane. Bases 1 to 2256 code for a protein of 751 amino acids. Gene Ontology annotation, molecular function: ABC-type transporter activity; ATP binding; ATP hydrolysis activity. The transcript has 3 exons. Lineage: Eukaryota; Heterolobosea; Eutetramitea; Acrasida; Naegleriidae. The record is from RefSeq and is a predicted model, not a curated record.